UCGUCGCAGCAAGGCAGCCCCGUCUCCAGCCACUCCAUCUGGACUCAGCCGGGAGCCGAGAGCGCCGCUUACAACGCGGGAUCUUCCCACCCGCCCGUGUCACCUCGCUUCUCCUUCUCCACCAGCACCCCCAUCCCGGCCACCUCGUCCCGCGAGGCCGCGGCCGCUUACAGCAGCUCCCUGAGCCUUUCUGCGAACGGGAGGGAGCAGUACGGCCGGGGCUUCGGCGCCUCCUACUCCAGCCCGUACCCGGCGUACGUGAGCCCCGAAAUGGCCACCACCUGGACUUCCUCGCCCUUCGACAGCCCCAUGCUGCACAACCUGCAGAGCAGAGGGACGCCCGGCGCCGCCAGGCAUGCCAACAUCGCAGAAUUUUUUGAUGAUUAUUCAGAGGGUCGAGAAUGUGUCAACUGUGGGGCCAUGUCUACCCCACUCUGGAGGAGAGAUGGCACAGGGCACUACCUCUGCAACGCCUGUGGCCUCUACCACAAGAUGAAUGGCAUCAACCGACCCUUGUUCAAACCUCAGAGGAGGCUGUCAGCUUCCCGCCGCGUUGGCCUCUCUUGUGCCAACUGCCACACGACGACAACCACGCUCUGGCGCAGAAAUGCCGAGGGAGAACCAGUCUGUAACGCCUGCGGACUCUACAUGAAGCUCCAUGGGGUCCCAAGGCCUUUAGCAAUGAGAAAAGAAGGUAUUCAAACAAGGAAGCGUAAGCCAAAGAACCUUAACAAAUCAAAGACACCAGCAGGUCCAUCCAGCAGCGAGAGUCUUACCCCAACCACCAGCUCCGCUAGUAGCAGCAGCAGUGCCACGACCACUGAGGAAAUGCGCCCCAUAAAAACAGAACCAGGGCUCUCAUCUCAUUACGGGCACCCCAGCCCAAUUUCUCAGGUACAGAGGGGAGAUACUGGAGAUGUGACAAAGAUGGGAGCAGUACUGUGGUAGACACGGUGAGGAGAACAUCCUCAAAACCUG
Molecule: messenger RNA, 978 nt
Organism: Tinamus guttatus (white-throated tinamou)
Lineage: Eukaryota; Metazoa; Chordata; Aves; Tinamiformes; Tinamidae
Source: RefSeq, a predicted model, not a curated record